UAAAUAUUCAUACUACGAUCUCAACUUUCAUCACGAAACAUUCACUUCAUAAUCCAAACUCAAUCCAAUGGCUUCUUUCAGUUCCUCCCUUUUCUUCCUUGCUAUCCUCUUUUCUGCUGCCCAUGCUCAACAUGGCCUUGUCCUUCCCAUUCAGAAGGACGCGAAAACAUCUCAAUUCUACGCCACAAUACAGAUGGGCAGCAACCGAACCAAAAUCAACACUGUCAUCGAUCUCGGGGCACAAUUCUUGUGGUUUGCUUGCAAUGAUUACGCAUCCACCACAUAUGCUCCAAUCCCCUGUGGAUCGAGCAAAUGUGAGACUGCUAGGGGAAUGGGCUGUGUGAGCUGCAAUCUGCCCCCACGCCCUGGAUGCACCAACGACACUUGCGCCUCCCCUGCCUACAACCCAUUCCAAGAUGCUCUCGUCGCUGAAGGUUUUGCAGAGGACACAUUGUACUCCAAAAAUCAGGUAGCAGUCCCCCAAUUUCUCUUCUCUUGCAUGGACAGCGGGUAUCUAGAGGGCCUAGCGACGGGUGCCACCGGACUGUUAGGCCUCGCCAGGACUGAAAUCUCUUUUCACAAACAAGUGACGGGCAAGUUGAACUUGCUUGACAAAUUCUCCCUCUGCCUCCCUUCGUCAGGAUUGGGUAAGUUGUCGAUCGGCCCAUCUGCAAAAUCAGGCAUCCCGAAAUCGCUCAAGUCCACGCCCCUGAUCAUAAACCCCGUCAGCAAUGCCCCGAUUUCUUCGGAAAAUGAACCAUCGGAUGAGUAUUUCAUUGACGUUAAAUCCAUUAAGGUCGGCGGGAAAACCUUGUCUGUCAAGGAUUCUUACUUUUCCAUCGACAAAAAUGGAGUCGGGGGCACGAAAAUCAGCACUAUACAGAACUAUACAGCUCUUCACAAUUCCAUCUACAAGCCAUUGACCAGGGCCUUUGUGAAGGCGGCAUCCAACAUGAAGAUUAAGCGCGUGGCGGCUAUUCCGCCAUUCAGGGCCUGUUUCAGCUCAGACUCUAUUUCCAAGACCACGGCGGGGCCGUCUGCGCCAACCAUUGAUUUGGUUUUGCCUGGAAAUGAUGUGUACUGGAGGAUAAACGGAGGCAACUCGUUGGUUGAGAUUGAUCAGAAAACAACCUGCCUUGCGUUUGUGGAUGGAGGUUCAAAUACAAGAACGUCGAUCGUGAUCGGGGCGCAUCAGUUGGAGGAGAACUUGUUGGAGUUUGAUCUGGUUUCUUCCCAGCUUCGAUUCAGUUCUUCACUUUUGGUUCAGAACAAGAGUUGUUCCCGCCUUUAAGAUUUUUGGAUGUCUUUCCUUGUUUCAUGCAUCGUUCCUUUUUCUUUGAUAAGAAAUCUUGACUCUGGAAUCAGAAAGAUACAAAAAUAAGAUGCUCGAAUAAAUUUAUUAUUAAAUA
Messenger RNA from Sesamum indicum (sesame), 1409 nucleotides. Lineage: Eukaryota; Viridiplantae; Streptophyta; Magnoliopsida; Lamiales; Pedaliaceae. The record is from RefSeq and is a predicted model, not a curated record.